AUGGACGCGAAAGAGCCACAUUUAGACUCUCCGGAGGUCAUCGACCUCAGUUCAUCAACUGAUGACGAAGAUGACGACGCAGAAUUGAAGAGAGCAAUCGCUCUUUCACUUGAGGAGCAGACAACAGCCGGAAAAGCGAAACCAAGGCCUUCCAUGCCGCUCAACAGGGAUCAAAACCCUAAGAGCCCCUGUAUGGCGACCUUCGGUUCGCUUCUUUUAGAUCGUAAAACCAUGGAAUUUGAACUCUGCCCCCAGAAGACGAGCACUACCAUAAGAGAGGCCAACACGAUAUCCUCGAGAUCGAUUCUGCCCUUCCCAACUGGGACAGUGAAGCGGACCUGGACUCAUGGCCAGGAACGCCGUGGUGACGAUAUCAAGAUUGAAGAGGUUUUCCAAAGGUCAGAGCUGAAACUAGCCGUUCUUGCCUCUUUUCAAUGGGAUGAUGACUGGCUACUAUCCAAAAUCAACCUCUCCCAGACGAGAUUAAUCUGUGUCGCAUUUGCCCGCGAUGAAGCACACAUUGUCUUUAUCAUUGACCUACCACGGCUUGAAACGGACGGUUCAUUUGAGCCGACCCUCUUCAGUCAAGAGCUUUUCAGGUUUCUAGGCGCGCUGGGCCUAGACGAGAAUCUAGUCCGAAGUCUAGAGAACUACGACUUUACGGCCACCAAGCGAUAUGGGUUCGUCCAUACAAUGUAUGAACAUGCCAUCCUUCAAGGCACUUAA
This is a messenger RNA of Parascedosporium putredinis, 726 nucleotides long. Lineage: Eukaryota; Fungi; Ascomycota; Sordariomycetes; Microascales; Microascaceae. The record is from the annotation of a GenBank genome assembly.